This is a messenger RNA of Scatophagus argus, 2380 nucleotides long. RefSeq names its product calcium/calmodulin-dependent protein kinase IGb (gene camk1gb). Lineage: Eukaryota; Metazoa; Chordata; Actinopteri; Scatophagidae. The record is from RefSeq and is a predicted model, not a curated record. Gene Ontology annotation, molecular function: calcium/calmodulin-dependent protein kinase activity; ATP binding; calmodulin binding. Gene Ontology annotation, biological process: peptidyl-serine phosphorylation. Gene Ontology annotation, cellular component: intracellular anatomical structure. Bases 219 to 1532 code for a protein of 437 amino acids. The transcript has 13 exons.
AGCGUUGGCGUCUUUGCGGUAACGAAAACGCGUGGCUCGACUGAGAAGCAGCUCUCGGCGGGUUUGUCGGUUUCCUUGCCUGAGUCACUGCUGCUUAACGACAACACAGCGCGGCUGUGAGAGAAGUGAUGGCUGCAGGAGAAGCCGGGGUGAACCUCAGGACGCGCGCCGUUUGGAUGCGUUAACGCACAGAACCUCCUGCUGAAGCGUCUGCAGACAUGGGUCGCCAGGAGGCCGACUUCGUGUGGAAGAAGAGCACCGAGAACAUCCAGGAGGUUUUCGAGUUCAUGGAGGAGUUGGGAACGGGGGCUUUCUCAGAGGUGUACAUGGUGAAGGAGAAGAAGACCGGAAAGCUGUUUGCCAUGAAGUGCGUGAAGAAGAAACAGAAAAGAGACCUGAACCUGGAGAAUGAGAUCACCGUAUUGAGAAGGAUCAAACAUGAGAAUGUCGUGGGGAUGGAGGAUUUCUAUGAAAGUCGGUCCCAUUACUAUCUCGUCAUGCAGCUCGUCUCAGGUGGCGAGCUCUUUGACCGGAUCCUGGAUCGGGGUGUGUACUCAGAGAAGGACGCCAGCCGUGUGAUCCAGCAGGUGCUGCAGGCUGUCGGUUACCUGCACCAAAACGGCAUCGUGCAUCGAGACCUCAAGCCAGAGAACAUCCUGUACUACAGCCAGGACGAGGACGCCAAGAUCAUGAUCAGUGAUUUUGGCCUCUCUAAGAUGGUAGACAACGACAUCAUGUCGACCGCUUGUGGCACGCCAGGAUAUGUAGCUCCUGAGGUUUUGGCACAGAAGCCCUACAGCAAGGCAGUGGACUGCUGGUCUAUCGGCGUUAUCACCUACAUCCUGCUCUGUGGAUAUCCUCCUUUCUAUGAAGAAAGCGAGACGAGGCUGUUCUCCAAGAUCAUGAAGGCGCAGUAUGAGUUUGACUCGCCCUUCUGGGAUGACAUUUCUGAAUCUGCUAAAGAUUUCAUCCGUAACAUGAUGCAGAAGAACCCCAGCAUGCGCUACACCACUGACCUUGCGCUCAGACAUCCCUGGAUUAUUGGAAAGACGGCCCGGAGCCAGGACAUCUACUAUUCCGUCAGCGUUCAGAUCCAGAAGAACUUUGCCAAGACCAAGUGGAAGCAAGCCUUCAACGCUGCUGUGGCCAUCAACCACAUGAAGAAGCUGCAGCUGGCCCACUCAGAACUGGUCCUGAGGAGGGCCAGCAUCCCAGACAUCAAGGUGAUCGACGUGUCCUCCCCGACAAAAACCCGCAAGCGUCUCGAUCCAGACAAACUUGACCUCAAGUCGGCGGAGAUCAGCGGGAAUGCACACGGCACCAACCACAUGUCCCUGCCCUCGAGCCCCGUCGAGCCGAAGAGCAGCUACCACUCGCUGAAGGCCACGCAGAGUCAGUGCGGCACGCAUCACGCGCCCACCAUAGCUGAGCAGGGCAAGCACAUCUACCACUCAGAGCCCGCCAACCUGAACGGGUACAGUAAAAACCACAAGAGCAAACCUGUGCAGACUGGAGUUUGCUCGGUCAUGUGAAGGCUGCAUGAAAUCCACAUGGAGUAAAUCUGUUUUACUUGGUCAGUGUUGCUGAACAGCAUGCGGUCUGUUUUGUGUCUGCAGGUCCACCUGGAGCUGAGAAGAGGUCGAUCCUCUGACGGACCCAAACGGUCCGCACAGUCAGUGGGACAUUUUAAUUUGGAAAGAGUGCCUAUGACGCUUCCUGAGAACCACACAGAAGCACACAAACACACGCUGAAAUGCACGAGACUCACUUUAACUCAGAUGCACAGGGUGUAGGUAGCAGUUCAGACAGUAUUCAGGGGACUCGGAGUCGGCCUGACACAGUCCCUGACCUCUGAGCUCGUGAGGAUAUUAUGACCCCUGGAUUUUUAUUAGGGGGAAUUUGAUGCGUCAGAGCACUUUAGUGUCCGGGUCGUUUAGUGUCAUUAUGCUGUAAUGCAGUAGAAUAUACGAAAAAAGUGCACGCUUACUGCUUUAAAUAAGCCAUUCUGCAAAUAUAUAAAUUAUAUAUGUAUCAUUUAUUCUGCUGAAGUUGUCUCUUAUUUUUAUUAUUUUAUGUGUUCAUGGUUUAUUGUUCUAUUUUAUUACAUUUCGAGUAUUUUUUUUUAAAAAAGAAAAAGUAACAAUACAGACAAUAAUAAACAAACAAAAAGCAUAAUACAUGUUCAAAGUGACACAUCACUAACAGAGUACACACAGUAUAUUUAUUAUUUGCCAAGCAUCAUGUGUAAACACAGUAAAAAGAUGUUUCUCCGCUUCCUCUGAGUGGUUCGUUCCAGCUGUUUGUGACUUUUAACAUUUAGCCAUCUGCUCUGUGUAAAAUGACAAAGUUCCUGUGUAAAUAAAGCCUGUGCAGCCUCGUG